AUGGAAGAACGGUCGGGCCAUCUUUUUUUUGUGGUAUUUUUUUUUCUGUGUUUAACUCAUAAUUUUUUUACAAUUGCUCACGCUGAAAAUUUAAAACCUAACGUAGUGAUUAUUACAACCAAUGAACUUGGAAUUAAAGCAAUAAAACACUACUGGAGAUACUUGAAGAAUAUUGAAGAACUAUCUUCUAAUGCGAUACAAUUCAACCAUGUGUAUUCUCAUCUUUACCCAACGUCUUCAAUGGCUGCUCUCCUUACCGCUCGCCUUCCAGUCAAAACUGGAAUGCUAAAGGGAAGGUUUUUACCUUUUACAACUCUACCAUCUAUUGCUUCAUCAGGUGGUCUUCCUUUAAGUGAAAUAACCUUGGCUGAACUGUUAAAGGAAAAUGGUUAUACCAGCAGUUUUGUGGGAUUCUGGAAUCAAGGUUUGGGGAGCUCUGGGAAAUUCCUUCCAAUAAAUCAGGGCUUUGAUUCUUGGUUUGGCAUAGUGGCACAUCCAACUAUAGAGUGCUUUGGUAAUUUUGGAAGAACACACAAAAUGGUUGUAAAUGAAACUUUUUCUCUCAUCUUCCAGAUUAUUUUCUUGUCUGUCUUCAUCAUUUUGUCUGUUUGGUGCCUCUGUUUUCUUAAAGCAAGGUUGAUAUCAUCGAUGAUUGUUCUUGGUGUUGUCUUAUAUCUAACAAAUAUCAAAUCAUCUUUCAUUGUCAACAGAGCUUGUGUAUUAUAUCAAAAUAAUCACAUUGCAGGACAACCAUAUGAUGUGGGGAAUUUGACAUUACGUUUUACCAAUGAAGCUUUGGGGUUUAUCAAAGCAACUCCAUCUCCAUUUCUAUUGAUGAUUAAUCAUCUUCAUCUGAGUUCAAGGUCAACAUCAAUGUUCUUUAAAAAUACUUCCGAGAAAAAUGAUGAAAUCAUCGACUCUCUGGUAGAGUUGGACUGGAGUGUGGGAAGUAUAUUGAAGACAAUUGAUGUUUUAAAACUCAAAAAUAAUACAAUAGUUGUAUUUACUGCUCUUUCUGGAGGUCAUAGCAUUCCAACAAAUACAUUAGAAGGUAUUGCAGGAAUUCUUAAUACAUGGGAGACACAUCUUUGUGUACCACUUUUCAUCAAAAAUCCAAUUUUGUAUCAGCAAAGGCAGACAAUUAGCCAAUCUGUUACACUUAUGGAUAUUAUGCCAACUGUACUUGAUUAUAUUGGUGCAAAAACUCCAUCACAUUCAAUAAAUGGUAAAUCUUUAAUUAAUGUUACACAGGACCAGGAUAUGGCUUUACACAAAUAUAUAUUCCACCAUCUUCAAGUAACAAGACCUUCGUCAGUCACUCAUAAAGAUUUUAAAGUGUAUUUUAGCUUUAUGUCAGAGAAAGGUUUGCAGCAUCAAGACCCUCCUUUACUUUUCAACAUUAAAGAGGAUCCAAACGAGACUUCUCCUCUACCAAAUGUAGAAUACAGUGAAUUGCUGGCUAAUAUAACAGAAGAACUAGAAAAACAGACAGUGAAUCAAAGCAGAAAGUGGAUAUCACAAUUUGAACAUCCAAUAUUACCAUGGCUGUUCCCAUGUAAUAAUUUUCCAUAUUGUCACCAAAGGGAUGUUGAAAGAUUACAGCAUGUUGUAUUUAACCAAAGUCUUUUAUUUAAAUGAAAAUAUUAGUAACUUUGGCCAUGUCA
Molecule: messenger RNA, 1664 nt
Organism: Xenia sp. Carnegie-2017
Lineage: Eukaryota; Metazoa; Cnidaria; Anthozoa; Malacalcyonacea; Xeniidae
Product: steryl-sulfatase-like
Exons: 3
Coding region: 1-1638 (545 amino acids)
Molecular function (GO): arylsulfatase activity
Source: RefSeq, a predicted model, not a curated record